AUGGUGCAAUGCGGUGAGCGUGGAUCGAACACGCGACCUUCAGAUCUUCAGUCUGACGCUCUCCCAACUGAGCUAUCCCGCUGUAGAGGUCAAGGGAAUUGUGUUUGUGUGGGAGACCAUCAUCAUCAUCAUCAUCAUCAUCAUCCAGAUGGGAAAGGCGGCACGAGUAUCUCCUUCAAAGACCAAUUCACUUUUGAGGAAAGGUGCGCAGAAUCGCAAGAGAUGAUGGCUAAGUAUCCCGACCGACUACCUGUGGUCGUGGAAAAGUAUCUCAAAACUGAUCUUCCCGACAUGGAGAAGAAGAAAUUCCUAGUGCCUAGAGACAUGUCUGUGGGACAGUUCAUUCACGUCCUUAGCGGGAGGCUCCAUCUGGCUCCCGGGAAAGCUCUUUUUGUAUUUGUCGAGAACACCUUGCCUCAAACAUCAAGUUUGAUGCAGUUUGUUUAUGAAUCGUACAAGGAAGAAGAUGGAUUUGUUUAUAUGUGCUACAGCAGUGAGAAAACCUUUGGUUGUGACUUGUGAGUGCAGGCAAGUAAAGUGACCCUCUAUAACUUGCUUAGACUCUGGAUUGCCAAUUGCAGUAAAUCGCUUGUUUGUGUCAAAUUGUCUAGAAGUUGGACGUUGUACAUUUGUAGUACAUUUGUAUGUGGUAACACUAAGGAAUAUAUUUCUGUUAUCUUCCUCCUGAGGGAUGAACUUAGGUAAUUAAAACAUGUAUUAUCUC
Messenger RNA from Coffea arabica (coffee), 724 nucleotides. Lineage: Eukaryota; Viridiplantae; Streptophyta; Magnoliopsida; Gentianales; Rubiaceae. The record is from RefSeq and is a predicted model, not a curated record.